AUGAUGAACUCAUCAUGCAUCGAUUUCGUCAUGUUCAGUCGCGGACAACACGAUGAGGACAACAUGUCACGUCGUCAGUGGAAGAGGGAGAGAUCGGCCAUAUCCACUCAUCAUCAUCAUCAUCUUAACUUUCCGGCCCCUAACGAAGACGAAGAGCUUGCCAACUGUCUUGUGUUGCUGUCCAAUUCAGGGGAUGCUUAUAACAAGGGGAAGGGCAAAACCGUCAAAAAGCAAAAAACCGCACAGGUCUUCCAAUGCAAAGCUUGCAAGAAGGUGUUUGCGUCGCAUCAGGCGUUGGGAGGACACAGGGCAAGCCACAAGAAAGUGAAGGGUUGUUUUGCCUCUCAAGAUAAAGAGGAGGAAGAAGAAGAAGAAGAAGAGGAAUACAAAGAAGACGACGAUGAAGACGAAGCGGACGACGACGAGGACGAGGAGGAGACAGAAGACAACAGAUCAACGGCUCACGUAGCAAGGAAGAGAUCCAACGCUCACGAAUGCACCAUCUGCCAUCGCGUAUUCUCUUCGGGACAAGCCUUGGGAGGUCACAAGAGAUGUCACUGGUUAACACCUUCCUCCAAUUAUCUUCGUAUGACGCCAAUUCAUGAUUCUGCCGGAAGAUCACAGCCGUCUCUUGACCUCAACUUAGCUUGCCAAGAGUAUUCCGUUGAUCCAACGGCCAUGAGCGUAGGGAUGACAACUGCGAGAGAUGGUGGUGGCAGCAACCACAACGCUACUCCAUCUAACUCAUGGUUAAAACUCGCAAGCGGUGAUUGGUCUUGA
Messenger RNA from Microthlaspi erraticum, 780 nucleotides. The record is from the annotation of a GenBank genome assembly. NCBI's taxonomy places the organism in Eukaryota, Viridiplantae, Streptophyta, Magnoliopsida, Brassicales, Brassicaceae.